AUGUUUGGUUGUGAAGUAGUUCUGUUCCGCUAUGCGCCACAAGAUGUCGCUGGAAGCUCUCCUCACUGCACCCACUGUAAACAUCAGCUGUUUCAAUCAGGCUCAACUAGCUGCUGCUGACAUGCUAUCUAACAGGUUGGUCAGCCUGGAUAGCCAACUCACUGUUGCGGUUGAUAAAUGCAACACUGUGAUAGCAGGGGGUCUGACGACACAUGCAAGAUCGAGUGGACGUGAUGACAUGUGACUGCGUUUAGGAAAACCUGAAGAUGGACAAGGAGAGCAAACCGGCGUCUGCUGUCCGGUCUGUCGACCAUAAACAACAGAGGAGAGCGGGGAAGGAGUCUGCUGAGCUGCACGCAGCCUCAUCACCACCUCUGAUGUUACCAAACUCAAAGCUGUCCGACCACAGUAGUUUAAGAGGGAAUCGGUCAAGUGUGAGCCCAAAGGAGAAUCCAUCAAAUACGUAUGGAGUUUCUGCAGGAAAAGGAGAAGCGUCAAGGAGUCAUGGCUACAGAAGCAACCGUCAUGUUAGAGAGACAUCAAAAAGCAACAAUGGCUCUCCUGCUAAAGGCAGAGGUCACAGAGGUGCCCGAUCUGCCCCGAACUCUGCAGGAAAGUCACAACCAGCACAGACAAACAUGGUUCCAUUUGAAGUGAAGAUGACUGAUUUCCCAGAGUUAGCUGGUGUUUCCCUGGGCAAAGCAGCCCCCCCUCUUGUUCAGAGAGUGUGCUGGGGUCCCAUGCCUCCAUCUUCAAUCCCUCUAACGCAAACAUCUGCGUUUUCUAGGAAGUCUGGCAGGAGAGGAUCCCUUACGCAGCCUGAACCCCAGCAAGUAGCCACUAAUUCUAAGCCAGAUUCCUCUGCUGCUUCGUCAGGUCAAACGGUGGUGACUUCCUGGGCUACUGUCGCCUCUCAGCCUCCAAAGAAACCCGUCCCUAAAGAGGAGACAAUCAGCAGCAGCCACACGCAGAUGGAGGAAAUUGCUGCACAGCACGAAGAAGGAACGCCGGGAAAGAAAAAGCGGAAGAAAAAGAAGAAGAAGACUAAAGGUGCCGGUGAAGAUGCAGAUUCUGAAUCGGAAGAGCCAGCAAUUUAUCAGGAGCCUCCAAAAUUUGAGGAUGAAAAAGAGUUUCCAGGCUUGACUCUUGCUUGCACUGGAAUUGAUAGAAAGAUAACAAGCAGUAAUGCAGGAAAACUAUGCAAUGAGGAAAACCAAAGAGAAGGUGUUCAGAAUCAGACUGACCAAAGCAAGGAAAAACCACCUGCACCAAAACCUCAGCCCACGGAGACAGCUAAAAAAGGACAGAAAGCUGAAAAACUGUCUGGGAAGAAGAGCAAAGUUCCUGUUCAGCUGGACAUAGGAAACAUGUUGGCUGCCCUGGAAAAAAAGCAACAGUCUCAAAAAGCUAAGCAGGACGCCAAACCCAUCAUUCUUUCAGUUGGAGGAGGACUGCCUGUUGUUCAGAAGCAACCAUUAGUCCAAAAGAAGCCACCCUGGCAGCAGGAUAAAAUUGCUCACAAUCCACUGGACUCCACCAGCCCUUUGGUGAAGAAAGGCAAGCAGAGAGAGGUGCCCAAAGCCAAGAAACCCACUCCUCUCAAGAAGAUCAUUCUGAAAGAAAGGGAGGAGAGGAAACAAAGACGUUUGUUGGAGGAGAGGGGGCUGCUGCCUGAAAAUGACUUUGAGCCUGCUAAUGAUGCUGCAGAGGAAGAGCAGUAUAAAAUAAAUGCCACAGAUGAGGCUGGGAGUCCUACAGAGGAAGUUGAUGAUCAGACAGAGUUAAAUGGUACAAACAAGAUGUUGAAAGAGGAUGAUGAAGAGACCUACAACGAUAAGACCAUAGAGCAGCAAACCUCCUCACCUCCACCCUGCUCAGUCAAUCGACCCAAAAUCCACAGCAGAAAGUUCAGAGACUAUUGCAACCAGAUGCUGAGCAAAGACGUGGACGAGUGUGUGACGGUUCUGCUGAAGGAGCUGGUUCGUUUCCAGGAUCGCCUGUACCAGAAGGAUCCCAUGAAGGCCCGCAUGAAAAGACGGAUUGUGAUGGGGCUCAGAGAGGUCCUGAAGCACCUCAAACUCAGGAAGAUCAAGUGUGUUGUCAUCUCGCCCAACUGUGAACGUAUCCAGUCCAAAGGAGGCCUGGAUGAAGCUCUUUACAACAUCAUCGACGCUUGUCGUGAACAGGGGGUGCCAUUCGUGUUUGCCCUUUCUAGGAAAGCUUUGGGGCGCUGUGUGAACAAGGCAGUGCCUGUCAGCCUGGUGGGCAUCUUCAACUAUGAUGGUGCACAGGACUUCUAUCACAAGAUGAUCGAGUUGUCCUCUGAGGCCAGGAGAGCCUAUGAGGUGAUGGUGUCAAGCUUAGAGCAGACAGGCCAGGCAGAGGCGGAGCAGGGGGUGAACACUGAGGAGGAGCUGCAGGACAGCAGCCCGGCUGAGGAGGCUGAGCCCAGUCCUGAUGUCACACCGUCAGAGGAACCAGAAUACAUUAAAAUUUGGAAGAAAAUGUUGGAGAAGGAUUGCAAUCACAAAUUUCUGAACUUUGAGGAGCAGCUGAGAUCCAUGCACUUGGAAAGUGAAUGUACUGAAAACACUGAUGAUGAUGAUGAGAAGAGUUGACGGUGGCUAAGCCUUCUGUGCCUCACAAAAUGAGCCCGUGUGUGCUGUUUACCAGCUUAGAAGGAACUAAAGACUUGAUCGCACAUGCAGAAAAAGAGCAAUGCAAGGUGCUCUGCUGCUAUGAUUGUCCGCCUGAGCAUUUAGUCAGAAAAUUAAUAAUGUUAAUGCUAAUAUUUGCAAUGAAUCAUGAUUUCCUUUCUCUCUCUUUUUUUUUUCUUUUAAAAAACAGAAAGCUAAUGUCAUGCUUCUGUGUUUGAGUUGAAGAUAAUUGGUCAAAGUUGUGUAUUUUAAGUGUGUGUGUGAGAGAGAGAGAGAGAGAGAGAGAGAGAGGGGUAUAAACUGAGGAGGUUGACCAUUCACUUACUAGGACCAAACCAGUCGCUUGAAGAGAUCCCACAGUAUGAAUUUUCAACCAUGUUGUCUGUGAACAUGUUCUAGUGGAUGCGCAGAGGUUUAUGUGCUGAGCGUCUGUCAAAUAUCAACUAGUUAUAUCAUAUCAAGAAAUUAUCAGUGAUGUUUUUGACACUGUAUUUUUGACUUUGAACCUUUACAGUGCAUUUUGUUUUUCUCUUCCCAGGUAGGCUCAGUUGAAAGUGUAUUUUUGUCAUUUUUGCCAUUAUUUGAGAGGGACAUCAGAGGGAUGACAGGAAAUGAGUGCAGACAUAGGCAAACUGUGGACUUUGUAAUUACGCUGUCAUUGUCUUAUAUGGGCACUAAGGGCCAGUAAGAUUUGAAACUUGAUGUGACGCGUGUUAUUCGCAUUGUGGGAACUUUGAGCACAAAAGAAAACUAUACCUACAAAGCUUUCCUACACAUGCACAAACUGUGCAUAAGUUGUUGUUGUAACUGUGCAUACAACUAGAAUUUCACAAACUUCACAAGCCCACAGUCUGAAACCCCCUCAGUCUUUUUUUUUUCUUGUAUAAGAAAUGAAAUCCUUUCUUGUUCUUUAUCCUGAUUGCACUAUAUAAUGGAGCCUGUUUUUUUUUUUUGGUUUUUUGUUUAUUAGACUACCAAAGUAUUGCACAUUGUAUGUAGUACUACUAACUUGAUCCAGUUAGGAAGUUGUUUAGUGAGUUGUCUGUCUGCCUAUAUGAGGAAAAAAUAACUAAAAUAUCAAAAUGAUAAAAUGUCACAAAUUAGAGUCAUUUGAAAUGUUAACAGAAAAUUAAUCAACAGUCAGAAUUCAGACUGAGUUGAAUAUUGUUAUGGUUUGGGAUUAUGACUUAUGAAUACAUACCUUUGUAGUUAUUUUGAAGUAGAGACUGGUAAUACAUGCAUUUCAGUUGUAGAAAGGUGGUGUUAUGUCAGGUGUGGUUAAGAAAAAAAAGGAGUCUUAGGUUCCAAGUCUUAGUUUAAGUGCAGAAAAAGUAUCAAUUUUGUUAUGAUUGGAACAACACAGGUGUUAAUAAUAGCAUGAAUUAUGACUGCAUUCCGUUUGUUAAUGUCAGUUCCAGGGUCCAGAUAUAUCAUUUUGACUGGUAAAACUUGUGCUUUUCCUUCUGCUGUGGAACAAAAAAAAAAAAAGUUUUUUCGCAGUCUUAAAUUACACAUGAAUCUUGCAGCAAUAAUUCAGCAUUUUUGAAAAUAUGCUCAUUUGCUCUCUGGUGGCAAGUUUUGUCUGUUAAAUAUAAAGCUACAACAAA
Scatophagus argus is the source of this 4264-nucleotide messenger RNA. RefSeq names its product selenocysteine insertion sequence-binding protein 2-like. The transcript has 18 exons. Gene Ontology annotation, cellular component: ribonucleoprotein complex. Gene Ontology annotation, molecular function: selenocysteine insertion sequence binding; ribonucleoprotein complex binding; mRNA 3'-UTR binding. The record is from RefSeq and is a predicted model, not a curated record. Bases 267 to 2618 code for a protein of 783 amino acids. Gene Ontology annotation, biological process: selenocysteine incorporation. Lineage: Eukaryota; Metazoa; Chordata; Actinopteri; Scatophagidae.